Molecule: messenger RNA, 3084 nt
Organism: Nematocida parisii ERTm1
Lineage: Eukaryota; Fungi; Microsporidia
Exons: 1
Coding region: 1-3084 (1027 amino acids)
Biological process (GO): regulation of DNA-templated transcription
Molecular function (GO): sequence-specific DNA binding
Source: RefSeq, a predicted model, not a curated record
AUGAAGCAGUUAAGAAAGAAAUGUAUUAUAUUUGGACUGAUGUUUAUAAUAAGUAUAGAAAUUGUAAUUUGCGGGGGAUUUGAACCAAUGCAUAAGAAAAAUUCAAGUAAAACAGAUAAUCUAAGCAUAAGUGGUACACCAUUGCUGUCGGAUAUGUUUAACAAUUAUAGUUCUGUAUCAUCUGACAAUACUAACCAACUUAUGCAGACAGAUGACCAGCCAUUAGAUCUAUCUAAUCCAAAUAAAAGGCCCCAUGAUACAGACAACAAUACUCAAAAUUCUAACGCUAUCAAAAGAGCUCAUUAUAUGGGUAUGAAUAACUCGUCAAUGCAUAUAAUUCCAAAAACAAUAAUAGAUCUAACAUCAGAGUCAGCCUCAAAAAUGCCAUUAAAAGAAACUUCAGAACUAACCACAUUCACUACUAUUAAUCCUCUUAAAGUUGAUUCUAACAGCAACUUGGUUAUAACUAGUACAUUGUAUUUUUGUGCCGCUGAAAAUCAAUUUAUUAUACGAAACUAUACGAGUUAUAUAGAAAGUUUUGAAAAUGUGUUGGUUUUAAAUUACAGUGGGAUGUCUAAAUAUGAAGCAGUAAAUCAAAAAAAAUAUAUAAUAACUAAAAACUGGAAGAGUGACAAUGAAACAGAUAUUUGGACUAUGAUUAAAAGUGUGGACAUGCGAUUUCUUCUACUAAAAAGUGUGUUUAAAAAUAUGCUAAAUACAAGCUUCUUUAAUGAUUACAGCUUGACCAAUCCAUUAUGGUAUGAUAGAUUUCUAAAUGAUCUAGUUUAUUAUAUUAAAAGCCAUGGCCAACCGACCAUACAUUGGAAUAACCUUGCUACUUCUUUACAUAAUAAUAAGAGAACAGAAGCUCUUGGAGAUAUUUGGAUAAACAAAGAAGUAAGUUUAUACUGUUGCUGCAGUGGUAUAAAUAGUCAAAUGGUUUUAGAAGGAGGAGAAAAGGAUAUACAGCUUAAAAAAAAGUUGAAUGCUAUUCUUUUAAUACCAGAGGUAUAUGAAGACUUCUAUAAGAUGCCACAGAAUAUAGUUGAUAAUUUUGUUAAAGAAAUUAAAGUAGAAAUAAUGAAUAGGGAUAAAAAAAAUAAGCGUAAUAAUAUAAUAGGCUCUGCAAAUGAUUUAAAAAUUGAACAACUACCAGAUUUAAAGUGGAUUAUGAAGUAUCUUAUACAUACUGUACAGAAAAAUGAAGCAUCGGCAGAAGAAGCAUACAAUGAAAUUAAACAAAUUAAAUUGCAUGGGGAUAAUGUGAAUUUAAUAGGCGAUUCUAAUGCAAUAGAAGUAUAUAAUUUUGUAUGUAAUAAAGUUGGUAUUUUUUAUAAAUAUCAUGGAGUGGCAUAUAAACUAUACCAGAAACAAAAAGGCGCUAUUAGAAAUAGAACACGACUAAUUCAUAUAAAUAAUAUGCAUGAAAUCCGAGCACACAAUAAACUGUUAGGGGAUGGUAGUUUGAAUGCACAACAACUGUUUAUAUCUAUUGCACAGAUAAAAAACAUAAAUGAAAUAGAAAAUAUUGGCUCUACUCAUGUUAUUGACAUAGAUGAUAUAAAACACACUGACAUAUUCACUGAAAAUAACAUAUUACUAAGCAUAAAAGACCAUUAUCAUGUGCAAUUUGUAGACAAUGAGUGGCACACAGUUACAAUGAUUCAUCUUCCCUACUACAUACAUAGGCAAAAAAAUGGUACAAUUAUAAACUAUCAGUUUCAUACAAUUAAAGACAUAAUAACUCAUUUAAAAAGCGCUUUUAAUAUAAGAGAAUGCGGUCGACCAAGAGUCAUUAAAACAGCUGAUAAUGAUAUCUUUGACAUAAAAAGAAAAAAUAGCAUUUGUAGAACAGGGAGAAUAUAUCCAUUUAAGUACAAUAAAAUGGAUAAAACCUGGUCGUUAAUAACCGAUGAUUCGGAUUUAAACAAAACAGUACAGACAAUAGAAAGUGAAAACUGCAACGUGGUAUUCUAUUACAUAAAAGAAGACAUCAAAAAAGCCGAGUUCUGUUUUGCACAAUUUGUGUAUUCAUCCGAAGUAAAAAAUAAUGUUAAGGAUGAUAAUAUGGAAAAGACACGGAUCCCACUUUUUCUUUCUAAGUUUAUGGUCUCUGGUGCAGUGCUUGGGCCGUAUGACAAGAAUAGCAUUAGCUAUCAUGUAUUUAAAUUGGGCGAAUAUAAAGACUUAGUGCCAAUUGACUAUACAGAGAUUUAUACUCCUCCAUUUUUUAAGACUAAUUCAAGUUCUUCCAGAAUACAAAUAAAUGAUUCAAGAUCGUCAGUAAUUGAAAGACAUAUGAAAGAAAAUGAUCUGAAUUAUGCUAUUAAACACUAUUAUAGCGACUUCUUUAUACGAAAUUCAACAGACUUCUAUGAGGACCCCCACUGCUACUACAUGAAUAUUCAAUCCGAAAUUAAUAAUGCGACUGGUGAUAUAAAUAUAACUUGGAAUACAAGAUUCUAUGAAAGUGUCUAUGAGUAUACAACAUAUAAAUUUGACAGCAAAAUACGAGACGAAAGAAGCCAUGUGGGUGCUAUUAAUCAACCAGCGCAUGCUUCUUUCAUUGACAUGCUACAGCGCAAAAAUCCUUCUCUUAAUACAGCACUAUAUGGGCACUGUUUCUACAAAACCCAUGCAGAGGUUGACUAUAAAACCAGUGCUGUUUUUUGUCUGACUAUGAAGGAUCUUUUAGAAAAAAUGAAUGCAUAUUUAAUGGAUAUAAAUACAAAGGAUGAAAUAAUCGAUCCUAUCUCGGGCACGGUACUUAAUAAAAAGGACUAUGAUCCAAGAUUCAUUCUAAAAGACAUUUCAAGUGCUAUUCAAGAUAGCAAAUUACAAGAAAUUAGACAAAGUGAUGAAGGAAUUAUAUCCAUAAGAGACAAUAACCAUAACAGCUGCAAAUAUGGAAUUCACUAUGAUAUUUUAAAUAAUUUAAUUAAAACCUACCCCAUUUCACGAGAAUUACGUUUACAACAACUAGAAAACUAUCAAAAAAAACUUAAAUCCGUCUCUAAACCCAAAAAUAUUACACUAAAAAAACACUUUAGCUAUAACCACUCGUUUAUUACAUAUGCUACCUAA